AACGACCAAAGCACGGCCGUAGUCCCAAGCAAUGUAUCCCACCACCCCUAGCGAGUCGUACGACGGCAGGUACAGCAGCAACGGGACUCCGGUACCGGCAGCGCCGCCGCAGGCGACGUACAACCACGCGAUGAACCACUCGCACCCCGCCGCUGGGCUGAGGAGAUGGUCCACCAGCCUCUUCCACUGUAUGGACGACCCGGGAAACUGUCUCAUCACUUGCCUGUGCCCCUGCAUCACCUUCGGGCAGAUCGCGGACAUCGUGGACAGAGGAUCCUGCUCGUGCGCCGGGAGCGGAGCGGCCUACGCGACGAUCUGCGCCUUCACGGGGAUGGGGUGCCUCUACUCCUGCGUCUACCGGACCAAGAUGCGGGCACACUACGACCUGGACGAGGGGGAGUGCCCGGACUUCCUCGUGCACUGGUGCUGCGAGUGGUGCGCGCUCUGCCAGGAGUACCGGGAGCUCAAGAACCGGGGAUUCGAUAUGGGGAUCGGUUGGGAGGCAAACAUGGAGCGGCAGAGGCGGGGUGUCACCGGGACGCAGGUGAUGGGGGCGCCGGCCACGCCGGUCGGCAUGAUGAGAUAGGUGGUGGACUGCUGGUGCUGGUCGCGAAAUGAUCGAUGCUGCUUUGCUACGGUGGUUCGAUUCUCGUGCUGUCCCGAUAUGUCAUUUCUCCUCUCCUUUUUGUUUUUGGUUUCGAGAUCAGCGACUCUUUCUCGUAGAGUGUGUAUCAUAUCUGCUUGGUUUGUGCAAUGCGCUUGAUUCAGUGGAAUUUGUGUCAUUUGUAAUGUGUUCACAACUUAUGCAAACGGUGAUUGAUUUGCUGGUCC
Messenger RNA from Lolium rigidum, 831 nucleotides. RefSeq names its product cell number regulator 1-like. The record is from RefSeq and is a predicted model, not a curated record. The coding region runs from base 32 to 586 and encodes 184 amino acids. The transcript has 4 exons. NCBI's taxonomy places the organism in Eukaryota, Viridiplantae, Streptophyta, Magnoliopsida, Poales, Poaceae.